AAACGUCUGCACCAAACAAAACCCUAAUCCUUCAAGAUUUUGGAAUCACUCGUUAGCUUUUCUCUGGCGUUACUUGGAAGCAUUUUCGCUCACAAAUUAGGGUUCUUGUGGUUCCGUUAGACCAACUUGUAGCGUGCUUCACUUUUACUCAGCCCGGUUUGAUCGGUGCGUACUGCCUUCGUUCUUUGAUUCUGGGGCCUCAUCAUUUCUCUUUUCUUUUACGGAAGUGUCUAGACUUGGAAGGCUAUUUGUUUUAAUUCAGGGUCUGCAAAGAUGGAUGAUUGGGAGGAGGAGCCUAUUUCAUCCCUUCUUAAGAAGGAACAGCCUAAAAGUGCUUGGGACGAUGAGGAUGUAGAAGAAAAUGACAUAAAAGAAUCAUGGGAGGAUGAAGAUGAAUCUAUUCCUGCACCUGCACCAGUUCCUCCUACUGAGAAGGUUUCAAAAAAGAUUGAAGCAAAACCUAGUCAAGAAAAGAAAAUAACUGCCAAAGAAGUCAAGCAAGAGCCUCUAGAUCCUGUAGCAGAGAAGCUUAGACAACAGAGGCUUGUGGAAGAAUCUGAUUAUCAGUCCACCACAGAAUUGUUUGGAAAAAGGGGCGAUGAGAAAUCCCUUGAUAAUUUCAUUCCUAAGUCUGAAAAUGAUUUUGUGGAAUAUGCAGAGCUUAUUUCUCAUAAACUUCGUCCAUACGAGAAAAGUUUUCAUUAUAUAGGAUUACUAAAGGCAGUAAUGAGGCUGUCAAUGACAACUCUAAAAGCAUCUGACGCAAAAGAAAUUGCCUCUUCUGUCACAGCAAUUGCGAAUGAGAAACUCAAAGCAGAGAAAGAGGCUAAUGCUGGCAAAAAGAAAGGUACAAAGAAGAAACAACUUCAGGUUGAUAAAGCAGAGGAUGACAUUAUUGUUGAUACCUAUGAUGGUGCAGAUGACUAUGAUUUCAUGUGAGCGCUGCUGUAACUCGAUUUGGAGUUUUCUUUUCAUUCUUUUUGGAGCUGUAAAUCAGGAGCUAGAAGUUUAAUAUACUACAGGAAUUGGGACAAGUAUCUUCCCGUUAUAAGUUCUUGAAAUUGAUCGAGUGUGAUGAUAUGCAAUAUGUCUGAUAAGAAGAGAGGGUUUUGCUCGUCAUUUUUUAUUGAAUGUAACUUGAGGUUGACUCUAGAAGUCUCUUUUAAACGCCUU
Messenger RNA from Tripterygium wilfordii, 1173 nucleotides. Its product is annotated as eukaryotic translation initiation factor 3 subunit J-A-like. NCBI's taxonomy places the organism in Eukaryota, Viridiplantae, Streptophyta, Magnoliopsida, Celastrales, Celastraceae. Gene Ontology annotation, cellular component: cytoplasm; eukaryotic translation initiation factor 3 complex. The record is from RefSeq and is a predicted model, not a curated record. Gene Ontology annotation, molecular function: translation initiation factor activity. Bases 274 to 939 code for a protein of 221 amino acids. The transcript has 7 exons.